AUGAACUCGACCCAUAGGGUAGGCACAACCAGCCUAUGGUUGGAGUGCUGGUACCAGGAGUCAGAGAUCCUCAUGCUCUGGGACCUAGCAAAAUAUUUCCUACUCAGCGAUGAAGAUCUCAACACUGACCAAAGCAAUAAACAGUUCAAUGGCAUAAUAAAGGAAGCUGCACUUAAAGUAGGCGCAGGGGCGCGCAAUCCGGGGACACCCGGGGGGGGGUCGAGUCUGCUGGACGCGUCCGACGCCAAGCUUGUGUUCCUCUUAGGGAACCCUCGCGAUAGUCGCAUCCAGACCCAGGUGGUGGAAGAGUCGCGAACGUACGGGGACAUCCUCCAGGAGGACUUCGUAGACUCCUACAUGAACCUGACGAUCAAGUCUGUGAUGGGCCUCAAGUGGUCUUCGACCCACUGCCCGCAGGCACGUUUCCUUAUGAAGACCGAUGACGAUAUGUUCAUCAACAUCUCCUCGCUUCUUACGUACCUGCAGGAGGCGUCCGCGUCCACGUGGAUUACAG
Molecule: messenger RNA, 514 nt
Organism: Penaeus monodon (black tiger shrimp)
Lineage: Eukaryota; Metazoa; Arthropoda; Malacostraca; Decapoda; Penaeidae
Product: beta-1,3-galactosyltransferase 5-like
Cellular component (GO): membrane
Molecular function (GO): hexosyltransferase activity
Source: RefSeq, a predicted model, not a curated record